AUGGCAACAGUGGAGCUGGAGAGAAGUGGUUACCUGCUCCUCACGGAGCGGCAACCCGACUGCUUCCCCCAGCACCUCAUGGCGGCGCUUUCCUCGCUGAAAGGCACGCCCUCUCCUGAGCCUGUCCACAAAGACUUCCAUUCUGAGUCUGGAAACAGGACCACAGGGGAGAUGGAGAACUAUGAGCUGAUCCCCUCAAGCCGCGUCAAGUUGCCCGAGCCCCGUGAGGAGGAGAUCCUCCUCCUGGAAGAAGACGUGGUCCGCUACCCACUGUCCGAGCUCGCCUCAGAGCCGCCUCAGAGCCGCCUCAGAGGGGCUGGUACUGGCUACAAGAUGGCCGCCGCUCCCGGGGCCUCGGCCGCGGCCGAGAGCCCAGCGAGGCUCAUCUCGCUGUUGGCCCAUCAGUGGGAGGCCUUGUGCGGCCAGGAGCGGCCCGUGGGGCUCACCGCCGAGGCUCGCCCGGGUGGCAGCUGGUCCUUGUGCCCGCAGUGUCUGGCCCAGAGUCCGCCCGGGGCCGGGAAGCCUUUGCUGUUCUCAAAAUGUUUUCUCUUUCAGUACCCUCUUUUGAUUGUCCUCCCAGAGAAUGUGAACACGAGCAUUCAGUUGGCUGUUUCUAAUCUUGGGGGUGAAGGCGCGGCCCCCGCAGACCUGUGGCCCACCCCCCUACUGCUAUGUGGCCGGCUGCACCAGUGUCCUGUCUUCUGUCGUGGAUGUGCUGUUAACAUGUGUGAGAAGACAGGGAUCCCGGGUCUGGGGGAGCGGGCGGUGAACGUCCAGAGACAGGAACGGGGUUGGGGGUCUGAUGGCACCACCGCGCUGGCCGAGGUGAGAGGCACCGCCCGGCAGAGGCCCGGGUGA
This is a messenger RNA of Rangifer tarandus platyrhynchus (Svalbard reindeer), 858 nucleotides long. NCBI's taxonomy places the organism in Eukaryota, Metazoa, Chordata, Mammalia, Artiodactyla, Cervidae. The record is from the annotation of a GenBank genome assembly.